UAUCAGUGCUGCCACCUAAUGUAGGUAACAAACGAAAUAUUUCGUACGCAGUCGGUGAUAUUUACAACUAAUAUUUUGCCACUGUUUUGACAAAUAAAAGACCAAAUCUCACAAUACUUCUAUGUUCUAAUAACACUAUUUUAAGGAAUUGUGACUGAUAUCAUAUUAUGUAUUAACAUACAGAAAAUAUUGUGGUAGCUGUUGCGUUCGGCGUACAGGCACUACUUGACAAAAUAUGGUCGUGCCUAGUGUCUGAACAGAUAAGUGGUGAUGUGUGAACAGACUGAAAUUGACUAUUUGGAUGGGGAGGUGGUGUGGGUCAAAUUGGGCUCAUGCUGGUGGCCCGGCGAAGUGAUCGCUCCUGAGAAGCUACCACCAGAUGUGUUGAGAUCAUUUCGGAAGCCCCCUAUAGCUGUUGUCAAAUUCUUCCAGGAGGACAAAUAUGAAUAUGUAAAGAACAUUAAUUUUAUUUACAAAUACAACUGCAGCCGAAAAAAUGAAUUCAUUAAUAAAGGAUUAUAUAUGUUCAGAACCAAACAUGGACAUAUGGAGAAGUUUCCGGAAGAUGUCAUCCGUGCUGAGACUGCUGUCGGCGGUGAUGUAGAAAUACUCACAAGAGAUGAAUUUCAAGAAACCAAAAAACCAAGCUAUGCUGGCCUUUUUGGUGAUCCCGCGAAGAGGACUCCAGGCUCUGGUAGAAAAGGUAAGAGCGCAAGAGGAAGGCCAGUAGAAUCUCCUAGCUACACACCAGUCAGAAAGAUUAAAGAAAAAACUGACUAUAAAGUUCAUAUAUUAGUCCAAGGAUCAAAAUCUUUGGAAACUUCUGAAAAUACUGCAACAGAAGUUUCUUCUACACCAUCAACAAGCUGUGCAGAGUCAGAACCACAAAAUAUUGAAGAUAAACAACAAACUAAUAAUGAGCAAACUGAAAUUGUGGCAAAACCAGUUUCUAAUUUCUCAACUCCAGUAGCUUCAAGUUCAGGCAUUUAUUCAUGUCAUGCAUGUUCAUUUACUACAUCUAGGUUAAAUGUUUUGAUUUUACACAACAAAUCUCAUAGUAUAUCAUUUACACCAUACACACCUUCACCAGUAGUGAAGAAAUUUACGCCCAAGUCCUCAUCAAAAACAACUCCAAAAGUGCGGCGUAUUCGUACAGAAAAAAAAGAGAAAUUGCCUAAAAUUAAAUCACAAGGUAAAAAACGGAUAGCUGAAAAUCAAUCAUCAGAAAAUGAGGUAAAAAAGCCUAAGACUGAUGAAGAAAUUAAGAGUAGUCUAUUGGCUGAUUGGGACGAUGGCGACGAUGAAUCUAACGACGAAUCUACUAGCAUGAUUAUAGCUGGUUCCCCAGAAGUGCCUGUAGCUGCGGAGUCACCAGCAGUCCCGACACCCGCUGAACUUCCUAGUGCACAAAUGCCUGCCGAGAUAUCAUCGCCUACGGAAAAGAAACCAGACAGUCCGCCAUCCAGUGACAAACCUGAAGCCUGUAGUGAUUCUAAGUAUGAAUUUUGUGAGGAUGAGGACUGGCCUUUGGAGACUGAUGCUGGCAGAAAAAUUCCGCGUGUCAAAAAUCCAAAAAGAAAAGAUGAAUCUAAAAGUCUCAGUUUGGACGAAGAUGAUGUGGCUAGGGAAGUAGCGGAACUACUCAACAAGACUAGUGUACCAGAACUUCCCUCUGUUCCUGAAUCUUUAAAAGUGGAGGAAAAUUUUCCUGAGCCUUCAAUUGUAAAAUCUCCGGACAAAAAUCCCGAAAAGAUGCCAGAUAAAUUGCCAGAUAAUCUUCCAGCAGAGGCUCAACCAUCAAAAGCUAUAUUUAAAACUAAAACAUUUUUUCGUAGCCGACACUCUAGAAGCCAGGAUGCAAUCGGAAAAUAUGUUGCGGAACAACUAAACGCAGUUGAAAGAAUGGAUAUAAGUGAAAGUGAAAUUAAUGGAUCCGAGAUUGUGUCCUCACCGGAAGCGAGGGAGUCCCCGCCUAUAGAGCAUGUCAAGGUGGCAAGACUUGCGCCUAAAAUUCAAUUAAAGAAAAUGAAAGCGGAAGCAGCACAACUGCGUGAAAAAGAAAAACACAAUCAAGAAACACAAUUAAAUGAGCUACAAGAGCCAUAUCCAUCUGUAGAUGCAAUAUCUAGUUCUAUUGGCUUGUGUGAAGGAACAAGCGUAGCUAAAGAAGAAGAAUCAACUGAAAAACCUAUGGUACCUAUAUUAUCUCCGGAUGUAAUAUACCCUACGCAAGAAAUAAAACCAGUUUGCUCAGAACCAUCUGAAACAAUGAAACCCCUAAAACUUAACUAUACUGAAAGUAUAACAGGUGAGCCAAUUGUAGCUAAAGUUAAAGACAAUGAGGCUAAAUUAAUUAAGGGUGCAAAUAAGGAAAAUACGGAUAUUAUAGAAAAAGAAGAAAUUAAUCACGGUACCGAAAAACAACCAGAUAAUGAAUUGCCUGAUCUAAAGUUUCCAGAAUCAACUCUUCAGAAAUCAUACGAACCAUCGAUUGAAAGGUAUAUGAACGAAUCUACAGCAUCAGCCGUUGAUGCUUUAUUGAGCGUAUCCCGGGAAACUGAUAGAGUGACUAGAAUCAUCAGCAACGAUCCUCCAGAAGAACUAUUUGAAGAUGACAACAAAGAUAAUUCUAUUAAUAAUAAUAUAAAUGGCAAUCACAAUGAAAAUAUAUUACUACAAAAUGAUUAUAUGGAAGAUAAAAUUAUGACUGAUAAUACUAAUAAUGUGGAGAAAGAAACAAAAGACCUCAAUAAUUAUGUUGCACUUGACGCAUUCGUCGAAGAUAAAAAGGAGGUUCAUUUGGAGAAUAAGCAUAAUGAUGAAGGUAACAUUGCUGAAGAUGCAGAUAUUGUAUCAAAUGAACAGGUUACAGUUAACAAUGAUAAAAAAGAGAACGAAAAUAUCGAUGAAAGUUUGCCUGUCGUUGAAAAUUUACCUGCUAUCGAAAAUAUCCCAUCAGAAUCAGAUCUUCAAAUUGCAGAAACAUUAAUUAACCUUCCAUCAACUGCAAUACAAAGUAAAACAUCUAGUGAUCAUCUUGAAAAUAUUCAGCUGCCGAUUCCAACGGAAAUCCCCAUAAACCAAGAUGAAAAAAGUUUAAAUACUAAUGAGGAUGUGUUUGACGAACAAAUUUCUGACGCAAAAGCAGAAAUUCCAUCUGAUAAUGUUAACUUGUCAACAGACACACUUCUGAUUACAAACAAUGAAAACAUUAAAUUUCGUUAUGAAACUGAGCAGGAAAAGAGUGAAAACUUAAAUGCUGCUCAGUCAUUGGUGCAGAUGUCUGAAUCCGUCGAUCAUAAAAUUAAUAUAAUAGAACCUAAUGUCAUUAGUAGUAAGAAAAAGUCUGAACCAGCCGUGUUUGCGGUUAAACAAAAUAAUGGUAUAGACAAAACAGUGGAACAAAAGGUCGCUUUGUUAUCAAGUGAAAAUAAAAGUGAUAUUACAAACUCGAAAAGUGCUAAGUUCGAGACUUCUUCAUCUAAGUUAUUAAAGAUUCUGGAAGAGCCAUGUGUACCAAAACCGCCUCUUCACUCAUCGCCAAGUCAGGUUAUGAUUCCACGAAAAGAGAAGAUUUUAAAUUUUGAUGUGGCAAAGUCAUCUUUAAAAGGCAAACCUCAAUCUACAAAACAAAAAAUAAUUAUACGACGUACAACACCUAGUAAGAAUGUUAUAAAUAAUGUGAAUGAUAUAACAUCCAGCUCAGAAAUUAUACUUUCCCGUAGUAACAAUCCAAAGCAAGAUGGUUCAUCUGUACAAACAUAUACGAUUCAAACUUCACCGGAUACUCCUUCCGACACUAAUACUAUAAUUAUUCAACAAAAAAUUAGGAAAAUAACAAAACCCCCUACUAAAUUACAAAAAAUCAAGCCACAUAAUUCAUUAGUGGCACCUCUCAAUGAACCGAAAAUACCAAAGGCGACACCUGCGGAUGACACUAUAUUUGACAUAAAUUCUAUGCCAAUUGUUCUAUCGGAGGAUCUUUUAACUCCAGAAAGCAUUGAAAAAAUGCCCGUCGUAAUGUCAGACGGAAAUAUUAUAAGUCAUACACCUAUUAAUCCUCCUAAACUCGUAAAAUCGAAACAGUCACCAGUUGAAUGUGAAAAGAUUCCAAUAAGCGCCACACCAAAUAAACCAGAAGUUAAAACAUUGUUGAUGAAUCCAGUAACUGAAGUGAGCAAUGUUACUACACCCAACAUUCUAUCAAAAUCGUCAAAACUACGUGGAGCAAAAACUAUGCUGCUUAUUGACAAAACUACUGGAAAACAAAAAAUCAUUAUGACUAAACCUGAACCACCAGUAAAAGAAGUAAAACAACCAACGACAGUAAUGCAAUCUGUUUCUUCGGCUGGAAAAACGGAGAAGUUUAUUAUAUUACCUACGCCUAGUUCCCCUAGACCGAGUCGGGCCCAAAAAAUUGUAAUUGAUCCGCAGACAGGAAAAGCUCAUGUUCUAGUUGCAAAAAGUUCGGAGCCCCAACCAAGUCCCCCUGAAAAUAAACCAGUCUCUGCAAAACUUAUCGCAUCGCAAAGUGACACCAACGCUCCUGGUAACACAGUGAUGAUCAUAACAAAUGCUCAGGGAGCGCAGUCAAGAAUAUUGCUAACACCAGAACAUGAAAAGAUUCUAUUUCCUAACAAACAACAAGCAAAUAUUUCUCAAUUAAAAACUAUAGCACAAAGAAUUACAACAAAUACACAAAAAACUAUUGUAAAUACCGGUACGACGAUUAAAUCACAAACAGCAACUCAUACAAAAACUCAAACAAGAAUAGUGCCAAAACAAAAGAAUGCAAUAAUCACUUCCAAAGGUCAGUUAAUUGUAGGGGGGCGUGUCGCAACUACAUCACAGAAUAUUGCACCCAUGCCGGAAACUCGACCCGCACCCAAGAGAAUAGUGGCGGCCGAACCGAAAAAACUAGUUCAAGCUAUACAGAAAACUACAACCGAGCCUUUAAUAUUUUUACAGCAAAAAUCAGGCGCUAUGAUGCAAUUAACUGCAGCUCAAUUCGAACAUAUGCAAAAGACUGGACAAAUCGUACAGAGAUCUACGGUGCCCGUUCAAGAGAAUAAAAUUCUAGUUCAAAAACAAAUCCCUAUACCAGCUAACGAGCCUCCGAUCACUACGGUACAAAAGACAAGGAUUCGCAAAACAGUCUCUGACUCUCCUACACCCGUCAAAAAAAUGAAACAGGAGAUUGCAAUAGCUCCUGCUCCAGUUCGAUCUCCUAGCGUUCCGGUGCCAGCAUUGACACCAAUAUCUAACACUACAGCAACUUCUAUUCUUCCACCAGUUUCAAACACGGUGUCUAUUGCAACAAGUGCUUCAUAUCCUGAAUAUGAUAAUUUCGAAGAAUUAUUGCCAUCAACGGCAAUAGCGCGGCAAUCAGAACCUUCUGUGAUGCAAGCGGAACAAACUGCCGCGCCACCGCAGGCGUCGCUUUCGGACGGUCAGCUGUUGGCAGUGCCGGGUGAGCCAUUUGGAGGACCGCCGGGAUCAUUUUACCUUUGCGUGGAAGACAACGGAACUCUUACUCCAAUAGAUCAUAGACCCUUAAUAUUGGAAAAUAAUCAAUUGGUUCCGAUGGCAGUAGAACCAUUACCUGUUUUAGCACCACAACCAGAGCGCAGAGACAUAUUAGAAGCCGCGUUAGCUAAUAGUGACGUAUUUCACGCGGAUACCCCGAGAGAUGAGGCACCUGAUUUUAGAGAUUUAAACGCAAAUGUGUCAGUACACUGUCGAGUAUCUGAAACUAGUACCACUCUUAAUCAACCCAUAAUGACUCCAGUGGAAAUGCCAACAAAAGUAGAUAGCGAGCCUGCUGUACCGUCAAAUUUAGAAGAUGGUCUUGCAGUAAUAGGUGUCACUCCUCACACAGUUCCCACAUCUUUAGAAUUGCCGAUCACAGUGACAGACCCUAGAAUAGCGCCGAAAACGACUGAUCCUUUAAGUGGUGCUAAUUACGGAACGACAUUACUACCUUCACCUAACACGGAAAUGUCGUUUGUAACGGCUGAAGAGACGGACGUGCCAAUGGUGGGUCCAAUAUCUAUGCCUUUACUCACUGAAGAGGAAUCCGUGGGGAAAUCUAUGCCCAUAUUGACCGAUGAGGUUACAGAAAGGACAGUGUCCUCUGUAGAAUCAACAAUAGGAUCUCCUUCGUCCAUCGAUGUUCGCGAGUCUGAGACGGAGGACGGGAGCCAGUGGACGCGACGCCUUCUCACACCGGGCUCGGAUAUUUCCGAAGCAUCGGUUGAAAUACCUUUGCAACCUGCGAUUCAGCUAUCCGUCAAUGAUAUGUCUCAUCAUAGCUAAAUGCAAGUGUUUUAUAAGAAAUUAUACAAAUUGUAAAACUUUUUUAUGUACGACGGAUACAAUUAAAAUUCCCUAUUCUUUUGGAAUUGAUUCAGGAACACAUUAUUAUAUUUAUUAUAAAGUGUUGUAGACGUGCAAUGACAAUCUUUUCCUGUUAUCUGUAUGAUUUCUCUUUUUAUAAACUUGUUAUAUUACUUAGCAUUAUUCGUGCAUAGCUACAAGGGUAGCUCGUAAGUUUUGUUGUGUUUAUGGUGCCGCUUUGUGAACCUGGGCUUGUGUUUGAAACGCAUGCCGAUAUCGAUUAUUGUAAAUAUAUCUGUAGGUUGAAAACAAUUGGAAGGAGUUACGUGCCGUCACGAGCUGACAUUAUUGAAUGAUUCUAUGUUUAAUGCAAUAAGGCAUAAAACGUUAGAUUAAGAAUUUACAACUGUAAAUUUAUGAUAUUGUUGGAUAGUAUGUGUAAUAUAUAAAAAUUAGGUACAUAGUAUUUUUAUAACGUGUAGCGAGGUUGGAAUGCGUGCAACUGGGGUUUGUACACGGAGAGGUGCACUAUUAUGUGAAACAUAGAGUCGGGCCACGGCGCGAGACACUCGCGUCCAGUGGAUGAGCAAGACGCCGAUAUAUCGGCACCGUAACUGAUUGGAAUAUUAAUAUCAUAGUUAAGGUAUUAAUGUUAAGUACAAUAUUGUUGAAGUAAUUUUUAAAACUGUCGCGAUACACUUGUACGGUUUAUGUGAGUGAUCUAUGUUGAAAUCUAGAUGGACUAUAAAUAUCGAGUCUAGUAUAUAAUAAUACUUCUGUGUAGUUUUAAUAAAUAAAAUUUUAAUCAAUCGA
Molecule: messenger RNA, 7149 nt
Organism: Manduca sexta (tobacco hornworm)
Lineage: Eukaryota; Metazoa; Arthropoda; Insecta; Lepidoptera; Sphingidae
Exons: 5
Coding region: 271-6315 (2014 amino acids)
Source: RefSeq, a predicted model, not a curated record